This is a messenger RNA of Epithele typhae, 1797 nucleotides long. RefSeq lists its product as uncharacterized. Bases 1 to 1797 code for a protein of 598 amino acids. The record is from RefSeq and is a predicted model, not a curated record. The transcript has 15 exons. Lineage: Eukaryota; Fungi; Basidiomycota; Agaricomycetes; Polyporales; Epitheliaceae.
AUGCGCCGCCGCAGUCAAGUGAAGCGUGUUCUCGUUGACGAGUCGGAUGAGGAAGGACUCGGCAACGACACAACGCAGACACAUCCAACUGACGACGUACCACCUACACGAGCCCAGCGUCAGUCCAAGGCCAUUGCCCUCGAGAAGCGUGGUGUUCUGGGCUUCCCUGGUUCCGAAAUCGUCAAAGAAGACCACUACAUCAUCGUCGAAGUCGAGGUCGUCGAGCAGGACUUCAAUGAGGUUGAAGGAAGCGAUGGCGAACAUCAAGUUGCAGCGCAAGGCUCUGAUGACGGCAGCGAGGAAGAUGAUGAGGACGAUGAAGGCAACAAUGGCGAGGUCGAGGCUGAAGAUGAUCUAGUGGGAAAGAAUGAUCAGAACCUCGAGCGGAUCCUGGCAGACGAGACCGCCGAAUGGGUUCAAAAUGACCUCGAUUCCGAUUCCGACUCCCCCUCCCUCAACCGGGAUCCUUCAACCCCUCCAUCUUCCUUUCGCCACUCUCAACACACCGUGACGGCGCAUGUGAAGUCUACAGCUACUAAGAAGGCUAGUCGGAACAAGAACAAUCGUAAACUGCAGCACAAGCCCGAAUCUAGGUCCGAGAUUCCCAGUCACCGGAAGCGUGCAUCGCAGCCAGACGAGUCGGAAUCAGAGGAUGAUGGUCAUGGGGACGAGCCGCCGAAGCCACUGCGCAAGAAGGCAAAGGUAUCCAAUCCCAGCUCGCGGUCCCGAUCUUCCUACAAGGACACCAGUCCGUCGCAACAGAAGUCGGUUGAUUAUGGUGCAACGCGCAAGCCCACGUCCGUGAAAGCUUCACAGUCAACCAUGGCGACCACAGUGAAGGCCAAAAAUGCGAAUGGUGGGGCCAUGAAGCGUCCACGGACCCGAGUUGAUGAGCAACCAAGAUUCAUCAACACACCGGACGACGAUACGUCGGACGAGGGGCACACGCAUAAGAAGGCCAGAGACGAAGAAUAUUCUUCCGCAGAAGAGGAUAUUGACCAUGGCGAGAGUAUCGAGCCUGUGCGCAGCAGCAGUGGCCGAUACAACCUCCGGAAGCAGCCGCUACGCGUCAGACACGUUGCUGAAGCGGCGAUCACUCAGAUAGAGUACUACCUCGUGUUGAAGAACGCGUUCCCAGAUGGCCCCGAGAAGUACAACGUUGCCAUUCGCCAGACUCUUGUCAAGUGCGCAGAAGCCCUCAAGGACCGAGACGUUGCGACAAGGCUCAAGACCGAUGCAAGCUACGCUCGGAAGAUCUCAGGGAUUCCAGCACAACGUAUCCCAAUCUUCCGUGGGAGAGUCAAAUCCAACGUCACUGCACUCUCGGGUGGUCUCUUCAGUCUAGACACAGAGGACGAGCACAAGAUCGACUGGCUCACUGAAGAGGAUCGCUUCAUCUACCGUUGUGAUUACAUUAACGACAUCGUGCACGGCGGAGAACCAUUCAGUGACCCCAUCUUCACGAACAUCCUUCGUACUUCGUUCUUCAAGAAGUCGUCAAGUGUUGGAUAUGCAGUGAGAGAUUCGCUGUCCUCGUCUGUUGCCAGCAAGCCCGACGAGAAGGAGAUUCCUGCGCCGAUGCUUGCGCUUGUUGCCACAGCGAUUUACGCAGCACUUUAUGACGAUGUCAUGGACAUUCUCAUGGAUAUACGCGAUCAGAGCGUCACGAAGUACCACGCCCUCAUGCACGGUUUCUAUCGGACAGUGACAACCUCUGGUACUAGUGUGGGACGCCGAUCGGUUACCCGCAAGGCCCCACGGUUUCUUGACGUCUCUGCCAUGCCGGAAGAUGACUGA